Messenger RNA from Dothidotthia symphoricarpi CBS 119687, 1186 nucleotides. RefSeq lists its product as uncharacterized. The record is from RefSeq and is a predicted model, not a curated record. Lineage: Eukaryota; Fungi; Ascomycota; Dothideomycetes; Pleosporales; Dothidotthiaceae. The coding region runs from base 160 to 1020 and encodes 286 amino acids. The transcript is spliced from 3 exons.
UGAAUUGCCUACAUUGCCGUCCUCAAAACGUGAGCUGACAUAAUCGUCUCGUCGUUUCUUCUCCCACUCUCAUUCUUGGAGUCUGUUCAUAGACUUUUUUUCACCAAGCACAUUCUUCACGCCUCUCAUCAUAUCGACAUUGCGAACCUCGGCCAGUCAAUGCAGUUACAGUGGAAUGCGGGUUACGGUUGCCUUCCCUUUGAUCUGUUUGUUCUGGAUCAUUGGGAAAGCACCACUUCUGCAUUGCCAGCCACCCCUCAGCAGCGAUGGGAUGAACUAGCACGGCGAUAUCUAAGUCUGCCUCUCAUAAAGCGAUGGCCAUUGUACAAACGGGUACUGGACGCCUUGAGUGAAGUAGGGGGUGCCGCGCCUCUUCCUUCGCCCACCGAAGAACAAAUCGGCCGCAUAUUUGCCCCACAUCAAAGCAUUCAGGAAUGCAAUCUUAGUGCAAAGUUCUGCUCUGGCUGGAACACAGUCUGGCUACGGACAUGCUACUCACCCUCCCUAACCCAGAAGUAUCGCGAGAUUGAACAGACAAUGGGUGCUCGGGCUGAAGUCGGUUGCCUCGAGAGCCCGGAUCACGUCCUAGAUGAGUCUUCACUGUACGGCUUCCGAGGCUCGGACCAAGAAGUCCUGGACCAACUUCUGCUUCGAAUCCCCUGUUUGACUGAUGCUCAUGGUGUUGUGGAUGAAUAUGGAGAUGGCAGUCUUCUCCUCUAUGGAAGUGGGCAGAACGACCCUGGGGCUAUUAAACACGCCGAAGAAGACGAAGCAUUCGAGGAGAUCAGGAAACUUGGAUUGAAUGUACAAAACUUCGUGUAUGUGGUUGAUGACGAAGCAGUGGAGAAGAAUCUCGUGAAGAUAUGGUGGUUCAAUGAGUUUGGGAAGAUCAUCUGGGAUAAUGUUUCUGUGGCUCCGUAUUCGGACUUGAGUGGGAUGCUGGGGGCGAUUCAGGAUGGGCAGGGCUUUGAGGAGCUGGUCGGAGAGGAGAGCCAGAGGGGUGAUGUGAUUCGAGGAUGAGUCAAGGCUGGGGUUUUGGUUGUGGUCGGAGUGCAUAUGCCUGCAAACAUUAUCUAUACACGACUCGUUUAUUAAACAAUAUUGUGCGUACUUUACAGUCCCAUAAUGAUGUUCGGUAAAUAGCUGCUCGUGAUGGUCGUACUUGAUGGUGCUGGUGUGUUCAUGA